GACGGCAAGGCCUCYRAGCUCCAAGGAUGGAUCACUACUUCCGAGGAGCAGCUCCGCUACCAUGGCGUCGCCAUGGAACUGUGGCCCGUCGAGAUGUCAUCCCGUUUCAUAGGUCGCGCAGCCUCUACUUGGCGUGACUUCCUCGCUCUUCGAUCCCAGCGGGGUGUACAGGAGGGCAUGAGCUAUCAGGAGUUCCGCGAUUUCCUGCAGCAGUACUUUUCUCGUCCUGCGCCGACCCGCGACCCGAUUUCCCGGGUGGCCGAGAUCAGAUGGCUUGGUAGCGACAAUGCCCUCGAGUCAUAUAUCACGGCAUUCCACCGKGKCCGCGMCCAGAUCCCCGUCACCACCAUACCAGAGGAUCCCAUGAUCCAGCGAUUCCGYGCAGGCCUCCCCCAGSCAUUCCAGCUGCAGAUGAUGGCCUACUCCAUCUCUACGUUACCAGAGGCCUUCAACAUUGCUCGGGCCAUCCAUCUAUCUUAUGCCCCACUUGUUGGCUCUUCGCCUCAGCCUCCCGCCACCUAUGCUGCUGCUGCUGCAACACCUCGCCCCCCCCAGCCUCGACAGUCUUCCACUUUCCGUCGUGGUCCCCGCAGAGGUGCCGGCCGAUCGCUCGCAUGCCGAUUCCACGCACUGCUCCGUGACCCGUCGAGUGCAGAGGAGGGCACAACCUCGAACGGUUCGGCGAGUGACCCAGACCAGGGUGCCUCCCUUAUUGCAGCAGAGGAUAUCAUCGACUUCCUGGACCUUGAGUGUGUUAAGGUCCGCCAGGAACGUCUCCGCCUUAAAGAGCACACCCUCGCCGCGAUCUCCCAGCGCUUACACAAUCCCGAUCGCACUUUACCGAUUAUUCCUGUGCGCCUCGGGACCUCUACUAGAGUCUAUCGCGCAUUAUGGGACUCUGGCUCUACUGGCGACUUCAUCCAUCCUCGCGUAGUCAAGGAGGCAUCCCUCUACACAUCUUCCUACCCCUCCACUGUCACUGUCACCCUUGGCGACAACCAGGCCAAAUCCUUCGUUGAUUCUGUGGUGCCUGAUCUUYCAUUUUCCUUUCCCUUGCGGAUGCCCCGUAGCCUUCGCAAGGCCCCCCGGUUCCAUGACCAGUGGACUUUCGACGUCAUGGAAACCAUGUAUGACMUUAUUUUCGGCACUGCCUACUCACAUAAAUUUGCUCAUUCUAGCCCCGAUUGGGUCCACAACGACCUCGUCCUCUACACCAAGGAYGAUCAAGKGUAUYGUAUUCCGUUGUUGGGCAAAUCGGACCCUACACCUCCUCCCCCUGUUAAUGUCUCCAUUCUGACACCUACUCACUUUAACCACAUUCUUCGCCAGCCGGAUGCCGAACUUUACAUUGUCGACAUCACGGACCUUCUUACCUGCAACUCCAUGCAUCAGGACGUGGAGUUGGUCGAGCUCGAUCCACCACCCCCCGAGCCUCUAGAUCCUCCUGAUUCGUCGGCUCCUUCCAUUUCCACGUGCUCAUCACACUUUGUCGCGUCGUUUGACAGGGAGACACCAUCCGCACCUAUCCCUACGCCGACUCCUUCCACUCCUGCUUCAGACGMUGCUGCUGCUAAGGAAUUUGAUGACCUCCUAGCGACCUUGCAGCCAAGCGUCGCUACUCUCCUUUGCGAGUAUCGCGAUGUCUUUCCUUCAUCUGUCUCCUAUAGUAGCAUUCCUCCUAUGCGUGACAUCGAGCACCGCAUCCAGCUCGAACCGAACUACCGUGUCCAGCAUCGAGCCCCAUACCGCCUCUCGGUCCCCGAAGCCCAGGAACUUAAACGCCAGAUCGACGAGCUGCUUCGUCAGGGCUUCAUUAAACCGAGCACGUCACCGUGGAGCGCACCAGUCCUCUUCGAUCGAAAGAAGGACGGCGUCCUCCGCCUCUGUCUCGAUUACCGCGGCCUCAACCAGUAUACGGUCAGAAACAAUUAUCCCAUGCCCCGCGCAGAUGACCUGUUCGACCGCCUCGCUGGCCACCACUUUUUCACGAAGAUUGAUCUUCGCAGCGGAUACCACCAGAUUCGCGUGGCCAAGGAGGACCAGCACAAGACCGCGUUUCGCUCUCGAUUUGGACACUACGAGUUCACUGUCAUGCCGUUCGGCCUCCAUAACGGUCCUGCCACCUUCCAGAUGGCUAUGAACACGAUGUUCCAGGACCUUCUCGAGGACUUUGUUCCAGUCUACAUUGAUGACAUCCUGAUCUACAGUCGUACCUUAGAGGAGCAUAUGACCCACCUCCGCACUGUCCUCYUGCGAUUACGCGACCACGGAUUCUAUGCGAAGCUCUCCAAAUGCCCCUUCGCUCAAUCCAAGGUCGACUUUCUAGGACAUCAGGUCUCCGAGCAUGGACUCCACAUGGACGACUCGAAGAUCUUGGCUAUCGUCGAUUGGCCUACACCUACUUCUCUUCCUGCGCUACGUAGUUUCUUGGGGUUGACCAACUACUACGGUCAUUUUCUUAAAAACUACGCGCAGUACUCUUCACAGCUGACUCCUCUGACCCGCGGACGUCUACCCUUCCAUUGGACCCCGGCUCAUGAGGAUGCCUUUCGCUCUCUGAAGCGACUUGUCACGUCAGCCCCUGUCCUACACCUACCCGACUACUCCCGUCCAUUCAUCAUCACCACCGACGCGAUCGACUUUGCCAUAGGAGCUGUCCUCUCCCAGAUUUACCCAGCUCCUUCUACUUCUCCCGACCCCACAGAGUCUCGUCUCCCUCGCAUUCCUCGCUUUCCGCCCCCACCCCCAGCGACUGCGGCUCGACUUGCACCUAUCGAGCCCACCCCCUCAGGGGCUCCACCUCCCUACACCCCUGACAUCGCUGAUGACGGCACAGUGGAGUCUCGCGAUGGAAAGUGCCCAGUUGCUUAUCUAUCUCGACAGCUACUUCCUGCUGAGCGUAACUACACUACUGACGAGCGUGAGGUCCUCGCGCUGGUUUACGUUGUUAAGAAGUGGCGUCAUCACUUACACGGUCACACAUUCACUGUCCUGACGGACAACUCUGUCCUCGCCGCUUUCCAGACGAAGCUGAACCCCUCGCCAAGCUCGUUGGUGGCGUGAUCUCGCAGAGUUCGACUUUACCAUCAAGAAGAUUACUGGGGAAAGCAAUCGAGUAGCUGAUGCCUUGUCU
This is a messenger RNA of Chara braunii, 3133 nucleotides long. The record is from the annotation of a GenBank genome assembly. Lineage: Eukaryota; Viridiplantae; Streptophyta; Charophyceae; Charales; Characeae.